This is a messenger RNA of Acytostelium subglobosum LB1, 576 nucleotides long. RefSeq lists its product as hypothetical. NCBI's taxonomy places the organism in Eukaryota, Evosea, Eumycetozoa, Acytosteliales, Acytosteliaceae. The coding region runs from base 1 to 576 and encodes 191 amino acids. Gene Ontology annotation, molecular function: structural constituent of ribosome; RNA binding. Gene Ontology annotation, biological process: translation; ribosomal small subunit assembly. Gene Ontology annotation, cellular component: ribosome; cytosolic small ribosomal subunit. The transcript is spliced from 2 exons. The record is from RefSeq and is a predicted model, not a curated record.
AUGCGCGACUUGGAUUGUGUUGAGGACUGGAGGGAGGGCAGAGUCGAUGACAAAGACUCGCCUGCAUCAUUCAAACUCUCCCUUUUUCCACUCGAGUGCUAUAGAAUACAGUUCAUAAAGAUGGCCACCAAGCAAAGUGUAACUGUCAAGGACGUUGCUCCACAGGACUUCAUCGCUCACUACGCCAAGUUCUUGAAGAGAACUGGCCGUGUCCACGUUCCACGUUGGGUCGACAUUGUCAAGACCGCCACUCACAAGGAGCUCCCACCCAUCAACCCAGACUGGCUCUACGUCAGAAUCGCCGUCCUGGCCCGCAAGGUCUACCUCCGCCACGGAGACGGUGUCGAGUGCUACAGAAAGGUGUUCGGUGGCAACAGACGUGAUGGUGUCCGUCCAAACCACUUCCACAUUGCCAACGGAGGUCUCAUCCGUUACGCAUUGAAGCAAUUGACCGCCUUGAAGGUCAUCGAGACCGACGCCGUCAAGGGUGGCCGCAGAAUCACCUCCACCGGCCGUCGUGAUUUGGAUCGUAUUGCCAAGCAGGUCUACAACAUCAAGCACGGAAUCACUGCCUAA